GUCGCUUUUCUGUUUUACCGGUGUAUGCGCCUCUCGUCUCGUCUGGACAUGCACUAUUUUGACUAUUGACGUUGUCCAAUUUUCCAUCACAUUUGAAAACUUCCUGCUCACCGGCUCCCUUCCAUUAUCAUUCUACCCGUCCGCGCAAUUCCCCAGAACUUUCACCUCGCGACUCACAAUGGCAACCAACUCAAUCAAGCUUCUGACUGGUAACAGUCACCCCGAGCUUGCAAAUCUCGUGGCCGCUCGGCUUGGCAUUGAACUGACCAAGAUCAUGGUCCUACAAUACUCCAACCAGGAAACCAGCGUCACGAUCGGUGAAAGUGUACGAGAUGAGGAUGUCUUCAUUCUCCAGUCGACGCGCCCGAACGAUAUCAACGACGGCCUGAUGGAAUUGCUUAUCAUGAUCAACGCUUGCAAAACCGCCUCCGCCAGACGUAUCACAGCCGUCAUCCCUAACUUUCCCUAUGCGCGUCAAGAUAAGAAAGAUAAGAGCCGUGCGCCGAUCACCGCGAAGCUCAUGGCCAACAUGCUUCAGACUGCCGGAUGCAACCAUGUCAUCACCAUGGACUUGCAUGCCAGUCAGAUCCAGGGCUUCUUUAACGUCCCCGUCGACAACCUGUAUGCCGAGCCUAGCAUGUUGAAGUGGAUUCGGGAACAUCUGGAUGUGACCAACUGCGUCAUCGUUAGUCCUGAUGCCGGUGGUGCCAAGCGUGCCACUGCCAUCGCCGACCGCCUUGAUCUGCAAUUCGCCCUGAUCCACAAGGAGCGUCCCCGCCCUAACGAGGUCUCGCGCAUGGUCCUCGUCGGCAACGUGAAGGACAAGAUUGCUAUUAUUGUUGACGAUAUGGCCGAUACCUGCGGUACCCUCGUCAAGGCUGCCGACACCGUCAUGCAGCACGGUGCCAAGGAGGUGAACGCCAUUGUUGUCCAUGGUAUCCUCUCCGGCAAGGCCACCGAAAACAUCAACAACAGCUGCCUCAGCCGUGUCGUUGUGACCAACACCGUCCCUCACGCCGAGAAGAAGGAACAGUGCGAUAAGAUCGAGACCAUCGAUAUCAGCCCUACCCUCGCCGAAGCCUGCAGACGUACCCACAACGGUGAAUCCGUCAGCUUCUUGUUCUCCCACGCCGUCGCUUAAAUGCAUCCAUGGUUUUCGACAGUACGAGGGUGGAGGUCGCACGGUGCUGCGUUGGUGAUUUACCCUCCAUGCUGAGUAUGAUCAGGCUCUUUCAUGAAUAUUGAAGGACGCUGGAAUGUUUUAACUUAUGAAACUAUGGGCUCGAACGGGAUGCAAUAGUCCCUCCUUGCGGCUUCGCUUUUUCUUCUUUUUUCCCUUCCUAAAACGCAGCAUCUCUAGAUUAUGAGGAUUGCAUGAAACACAUGAGGCAGUGAGCAUUGGACGCGAUGGAUGGAAAUGGGUUGAGAGAGACGAGUGGAAAAAGUCAAGGCUGUCUUUUUCUUUCUUUGCCUGUUUUGGCUUUAUCAACUCCAAUUAAAGCAUAUGUACAUAUAUUUAUAACCCCCUUGGAGUUUUGCACUAUUACGGUCUUAGUUUGAACUUCGACCACCAAGUACCCUUUUAUGAGCGGAAUGAAAUAUGAAAUGGAUACGAU
Molecule: messenger RNA, 1616 nt
Organism: Aspergillus aculeatinus CBS 121060
Lineage: Eukaryota; Fungi; Ascomycota; Eurotiomycetes; Eurotiales; Aspergillaceae
Product: ribose-phosphate diphosphokinase
Exons: 4
Coding region: 179-1141 (320 amino acids)
Biological process (GO): ribonucleoside monophosphate biosynthetic process; 5-phosphoribose 1-diphosphate biosynthetic process; purine nucleotide biosynthetic process
Cellular component (GO): ribose phosphate diphosphokinase complex; cytoplasm
Molecular function (GO): magnesium ion binding; ribose phosphate diphosphokinase activity
Source: RefSeq, a predicted model, not a curated record